Mus caroli (Ryukyu mouse) is the source of this 727-nucleotide messenger RNA. The record is from RefSeq and is a predicted model, not a curated record. NCBI's taxonomy places the organism in Eukaryota, Metazoa, Chordata, Mammalia, Rodentia, Muridae.
GUAUCUAACCAAACUGAAUAUUUGGCAAAAGUAAGCUUAAGCAACAACUGACUGUUCCAAAGGAGAAUCUCCUACCCAGGAGCAACAUUAAGAAAUGAAAAAUGAAAUGUUCAUCUUGGGCCUGUUGGCUCUGACUUCAUAUUUCAUGCCUGGUGAAAGUCAUUACAAGUCAAGAAGUUCACGAUUCCCUGCCAGAAAAUAUCCACAAGCCCCAAAUAAUUACCCAAGAUAUCCAAGACCACAUUAUUCCUAUAUUUUCAUUCCAAACUCUCCAAAAUUUUCAAAAAACAAUCAAUGGCAUAAGAUGUGCCCUCCAGGAACUACCAUAAUGCUGAUCGGUCGCCAUUUUCGAUGCGUUCCUAAUAACCAGUUUAUCUCUGAUAAAACAAAACCAAAUGCAAUCACACCAGCACCAACCAACAUAACUACCACAAAUGCAACCACACCAGCAACAACCACAAAUGCAACCACACCAGCAACAACCACAAAUGCAACCACACCAGCAACAACCACAAAUGCAACCACACCAGCAACAACCACAAAUGCAACCACACCAGCAACAACCACAAAUGCAACCACACCAGCAACAACCACCAUAUCUACAACAACUAACUCUGCAAAUAGUACUUCCUCUACAACAACUAGUACUACCAUCCAAACUACAACUCCGACAUUUGCAGAAAGGUUUUGGAAGAUGUUUCAGCAGCUCUUUGGGUUAAAGAAAUGA